AUGCCGCUGCUGGCUUCGACCUCAAUCGCCGCUGCGGCGCAUGCGUUACCCGUCACGUUGGCUCUGUCCGGUAUUUUUGGCAGCAUCAGCUUAACUUCUUGGAUAUGCCUCCUUUUACCCCAAUUGUUCGCCAACUACAAGGCCAAAAGUGCUGAUGGCCUCAGCAUGGCAUUCCUCAUUGUUUGGCUUCUAGGCGACAUCACAAAUCUCAUCGGAGCCUUGUUCACCCGCCUAGCUCCCACCGCCAUUGCCCUGGCAGGCUACUUCUGCAUUGCCGACAUCGUCCUCAUCGGCCAGGCUCUUUACUACAACACCCUCAAUGCCCGUCGUGCGAGUCGCGCCGAGGAGGCAAGACCAAUUGACCCUUCAGAAGAAUCUCCCCUCAUCGGCAAUCGAAACCGCAGGCGAAGCUCUUCCUAUGGCCUUCCCGGGUCUCAGCGCCGUCAUGCGACACACACCGAAUCAUCGAUGGAGCCAUUGAGGAAAAUUGUGACCGGCGAGGACGAUACCCCCGAUAGCUCGCCUUGGAUCCAUAAUACUUUGAGCUUGCUUGCUGUCUACGUCAUUGGCUUUGCGGGCUGGUUUGUCUCGUACAAGGUUGGCGCCUGGGAGAACGGUGAUUCUGGUACACCCGAUGCGCCCGAAGACGCCCAGACCACAAUUGAGAUUGUUGGGCUCAUCCUGGGAUACAUCAGUGCAAUUCUUUACCUUUGUGCUCGAAUUCCUCAGAUUAUCAAGAACCACCGAGAAAAGUCAUGCGAAGGCCUCGCAUUGCUUUUCUUCAUGCUCUCCAUGAGCGGAAACCUUACCUACGGAAUCAGUCUGGUAGCCUACUCCCAAGAUAAGAAGUACCUGUUGAACGCACUUCCUUGGUUGCUUGGUUCCCUGGGAACUAUUGCCGAGGAUCUCAUCAUUUUUGCCCAAUUCCGAAUUUACUCAAAUGUCGAACGCGACAGUGCUAUUGAGCCUUAA
Messenger RNA from Fusarium sp. VM40, 972 nucleotides. The record is from the annotation of a GenBank genome assembly. NCBI's taxonomy places the organism in Eukaryota, Fungi, Ascomycota, Sordariomycetes, Hypocreales, Nectriaceae.